Molecule: messenger RNA, 1794 nt
Organism: Chironomus riparius
Lineage: Eukaryota; Metazoa; Arthropoda; Insecta; Diptera; Chironomidae
Source: the annotation of a GenBank genome assembly
AUGAAAUAUCAAUUUGUGAAGUUUUUAUUAAUUAUUGUGCAUCUUUAUGAUGUUGCCAGUGCUUUUAUGGAAAUUUUGGGAAACAAGUCAGCUACAACAAUUCAAUUUAUUGGAAGCACUGACAAUUUUAUACCUAAACUUGAUAAAUCAGCUGUGCUUUUCUUCCCGAAUGCAUUUUAUUUGUAUAAACUCUCUGAAAGUCCUGUUUUGAUCAACAAAAGUCCAGUCGACUUCAAGUUCUUGGUCUAUACUGAAAAGGAGCCGAACUUACAUCCAACCUUAGCUAAAUAUGUCUUUGACAUCACAUUUGCUCGUUCUUAUUUCUACUUUAUACUGAAUGAUUUUGAUUAUGUUCAUUUAUGGACUUACGAGCAUUUUACAAAAGAUAGCUGCAAUCAGCCUAAAGUCAAGUUCCUUAAUAAGUUUGAUAAAUUCACAAUGUUUUGGGAUAAAAAGCUGGAAAGUCAUGAAAAAUUCAAAAACUUUCACAACUGUCCAUUAUUUUUACAUGAAAAGUUUGGACAAUAUUUUCAUUUUGAGUAUCAAAAUCACAAACUUAAGGACUGCUUGAGAUCAGCCAGGAACAUAGACUGCACGGAAAUGUCAAAACAGCUCAUCAACGUCGAAAAAGCUGACGGAAUUUUUGUGGAAAUUUUUAAAAUUAUGUCAAAAAAAGCAAAUUUUCAGCCCAUUUAUUCAAUCAUUUCUGGCUUUGAAGGAGAUGCUGAAGAGGCUCGGAUUCCAACUGUCAAUAUUUUCGUCGGUACACUCAAUAACAACCUCAAUGGUGACUUCUUUCCAACUGCCAUAUCCUUAAACAGUCAUUACAUGUUUGCAGUCACUCCAACUGAGUUUUAUAAUAAUUAUGAAAAGCUGUGGCUACCAUUCGAUGACUUCACGUGGUUCCUGUUGCUGCUCACAUUUCUUAUUGCUUUUGUUGCCAUUUUUGUAUUGAAUUUCAUACCUGAAAGGUUCAAACUGUUGUUCUAUGGAGGACCAGUUCAUUCACCAGCACUAAAUGUCAUUCACAUUUUCUUUGGAAUUUCCCAAAUGAAGCUUCCAGACGCGUCAGUUCCUCGCUUUAUUCUCAUGCUGUUCAUCACAUUUUGUCUGAUUUUUCGGACUUGUUAUCAAAGCGAAUUGUUUGAGUUUAUGACAUCGGACAUGAGAAAGCCACCACCAAAUGAUGUUGAGGACCUGAUUAUGAGGAACUACACAAUUGUGGCUUGUGAUGAUGUUCAACGUAAAAUACUGAAGGAUAUUGUGAUAAGGAAUGACAGCAAAAACAUCUGGAUUCUUGAUUCCUGUCUCUUAAUAUGGAAUUUAUACUGCGACAACUACGACAACGAAGCAUCAAAACUUGCAUUUUUCUUUGAGGAUAUCCAAUACUCAGCAUUUAAUUCAUUUUGUCAAGGAUCAGCUGCAAAACUUAAGAAUUUUCAAAAAGAUGUCAUGCUGUCGUCGUUCCUUACACAUAAAAAUAGCUUCAUCCAUGAAGUGUUAAAUGAAGUCUUGGAAAAGACAAUUCCAGCUGGAAUUCCACAACAUUUGAUUGAGUAUCACACAUCCUUAAUUUAUAAGAAGUAUGAGCCAUUUGUGGACAGUGAACCAAAAGUGCUGACAGUCAAUGACUUGGCAUUUGGAUUUGUUUUGUGGCUCGGAUCUUGUGGAAUUGCCAUUUUUGGAUUCGUUUAUGAGAUUUUAAGAUUUAAAUUAAAUAAACUUAUGAAAGCAUUGGCUGGACUUUGGAUGCUGUCAAAGUUUAUGGACUUGGAGCUAAGAGAUGUUGGUUGA